Symsagittifera roscoffensis is the source of this 1065-nucleotide messenger RNA. RefSeq lists its product as uncharacterized. The record is from RefSeq and is a predicted model, not a curated record. Bases 1 to 1065 code for a protein of 354 amino acids. The transcript is spliced from 4 exons. NCBI's taxonomy places the organism in Eukaryota, Metazoa, Xenacoelomorpha, Acoela, Convolutidae.
AUGGCUAGAUGCACAGCUACCGAAAGUCAUGAUGUUCGGGGAGGUAAAUUCAUUAAGAACGAAAGUGGCAUACUCCUCACUGACGGGACUGAUGUCCUCGAAAGAUGGCGCGAGUAUUUUGACUCGCUCUCUUCCAAACCAGCCAUCGGUUCUAUGAUGGACUCUCUUCCCAUCCAUGGGCCUAUCAGGGAAAUUACCGAAACUGAAGUUGGCAAGGCAGUUAUGCAUUCAUCUGACGGUAAAACACCCGGACCAUCGUCCAUAACGGCUGAAAUGCUGAAAGCCUUGGACGCAUCCAAUUUCUCUGUCUUGACAAGCGUUCUACAAAGUGUCAUUGACUCGGGGAAAAUCCCGGAUGAGUGGUGCACGAGUGAUACCGUGACCAUCUACAAAGGAAAAGGGGACCCCUUGCUAUGUGGAUCGAGACAAUACGUCCCUGAGAAUCUAGUCAAAACGGUCAUGUCGUUAUACAGAAACUCGGUCUCCUGUAUGAGGCGAGGAAAUCAAAGGUCAAACCAAUUCCAGGUCAACACUGGUGUGCACCAGGGCUCUGUCUUGAGUCCACUGCUCUUCAUUCUGAUAAUUGAAGAACUCACCAAGGAAUGUGGUGACGGAAUUCCAUGGGAAAUUCUGUUUGCAGACGACUUGGUGCUGACAAGCUAUGGGUACACAGAAGGUGCAGUGGCUUGCGGGCAAGCCAACGCCUCUCUGAAACCUUUGUUUGCAAAGUUUGCCAGAAUCCCAAAUCCAAGGCAACAGAUAGUAAAAUCACACUUGCAGAUGGUGAAAUUGAAAAGGCCCAAGAUGAUUAAAGUGAGCAUCAGAGAAAAGAAGGAAAGAUUCAACCGUACAAAACAAGAGAAAAUAGACUGGCGGAAGCUACGCAUCAAGAAACAUCAUGAUGCGUAUCAGGAACACAUAAGCAAGGCCUCCCUUUCAAACAAACCCUCUUGGGCAGAAUUAGCAGAAACCAUGAAAAGGGCAGCCAAGGCUGCUUGUGGGUUAGAAGAUACAAGAAGCAAAACCAGUCAAUGGAUGGUAGGCCAUGAAGACCGAGCAAGGUAG